UUCGACGAGGUAAGACGUGUCGCGCGGACGAGAAUGAAUUUCAUCGAAGUUUAACCAGGACAUUAUCGUGUCUUCCCAAAUAUGGUGGCAGGAUAAGUGUAUUAGCGUGUUUCGAAUCGUGAUUCGAUAGCACAAUAGAUUUUGAUAUCAAACAAUAGUUACGGACGGAUAUAGUGCAUCGCUAUUUAAAAGUGAUAAAAAAGCUGUGAAAUCGGUUCCGUCUUGGAAAGGAAAUAGAGUUAUUUUAUGCGAUUGCAUUGAAAAUUGUAUACAUUGUGUCAGUUUACAAACGUAUUCGAACUAUGGAAUGAUAUUUGCACUUAAUGGACGUGUUUUGUAAGGAAAAAUGUUGGCUGUGAAGAAUUUCUUUAUGCCGGAGAAGAGGGUGGAUUCUCCGAGGUUUUCUAGGAUGCCGGAGGCUCUGAUGCGAUCCAUAAGACGUAGGUCUUUGAGGGUCAAGAGGACUAAGUCUCUGGUUCUCGUGAACGAGAAAAGGAAGUCCGAUUCAUUCGUAAACAGUCAAGAAUGGACGGCGUCACGCGGAGUUACCGAGUUGCGUGUAGGAGUCCUAGGCUCCCCGGACAGUGGCAAAUCAGCCUUGGUCCACAGAUAUCUAACGGGGGCGUACAUGCAAGAAGAAAGCCCUGAAGGCGGGCGUUUUAAGAAAGAGGUGAUAAUCGAUGGCCACAGUUACCUUUUACUCAUCAGGGACGAGGGCGGCGCGCCGGAGAUGCAGUUUACUGCUUGGGUAGAUGCCGUAAUAUUCGUAUUUAGUCUCGAGAACGAUAUCAGCUACAAUACUGUUUCAAAUUACUUCAAUAAGAUGUCCCACUAUCGGAAUUCAGCUGAAAUUCCGAUCAUACUAGUUGGGACUCAAGAUGCCAUAAGUGAAAGCAGUCCGCGCGUUGUGGACGACAACCGCGCUCGUAAAUUGUCGAAUGAACUACGGAGGUGCUCUUACUACGAGACGUGCGCAACGUACGGCUUAAACGUAGAACGUGUGUUUCAAGAUGCUUGUCAGAAGAUAGUUGGUACGAGAUUAUCAGUAUCAUCCCAAUGUCUGUCUGGUGGUUCGAGGCCGGUUACUCCACAGCCAGUGGCAAACUCACCAAGCCAUAACCAUUCAACAUUCCUUUAUAAGGAUUCUCUCCCACGCGGCCACCAUACACUGUCCGCGUCGUCCCAUCAUCUUCACCGUGGCACUUCGUCUUUCGACGCGUCGUCUAACAGCAGCGGGAUAUCAUCCACUCAUGUUGUAGAAAUACACAGCACAAAUGGUUCUGACACUUCAUCAAGAUGGGGCAACUCUCUCGGCAGCCACGGAUCAUCAUCAGGUCUCGUAUCCAUCGCAACGGAGAACAACAAUGUCAAGUUCACAGCACCACACUGCUUGGACAACCUACAAUCAUCGAAGGAUGUCAAAGACCUACCCACACCAUCGUCUACUCCCACCACGUCUAGGAAGUCGAGGAGAAGAUCCAAUCUCUUCACGCCCUCGAAAAAGGGGGACGAUAGAUUAAAAAAUGGGGAGCUCGGAUCUGGGAGAGCGAUACCGUUAAAACAGGGAUAUUUGUACAAAAAGAGCAGUAAAGCACUGAAUAAGGAAUGGAAGAAGAAAUAUGUAACGUUAUGUGAUGAUGGAAGAUUAACUUAUCACCCUAGUUUACAUGAUUACAUGGAGGAUGUAAACGGUAAAGAGAUAUCACUACAGUAUGUCACUGUGAAGGUUCCGGGACAGAAACCUCGAGGAUCCAAGUCUAUUAUCACAACGGUACCCGGAUACAAUGGGUACACUAGCAUGGACAUACAUGACAGCAUCGGAGGUUUGUCUCUAGGUUACAAAGACAAACCAACACGAGCAACAGAUAAAGCUUUGUUGUCGGCAUUCGAUACAAUGAAGGAACCCGCGUCUAGUCGACAGUCGCUCGCCUCCGAGGUGGAAGUGUGCUCCACCAUCGGGACAGACAAGGACACGCCGCAUGUCAAGAAGAGGCACAGACGUAUGAAGAGCAGCGGCGUUAAAAAGGAUGGAGACGAAGAUGCCGAAAGCGCGACAUCGUGCGAAUUCACAAUAGUCAGCUUGGACGGCAAGCGGUGGAGGUGGGAGGUGGGCGCCGGCGGGACCCCGGCCGCCUGCGCCGCCGAGCGGGACGCCUGGGUCGCCGCCGUCGAGGCGCAGAUACUCGCCUCGCUGCAGGGACGGACAUCUCGCCAGCCGAUGCCCACGGGCGCCAACUCGACGGGCGACGUGCGCGCCACGUACUACAUCCGCAGGGUGAAGGGCAACGACAAGUGCUGCGACUGCGGCGCUCAGGAUCCUGAUUGGGCGAGCUUAAACUUGGGUGUGUUGAUAUGCAUCGAGUGUUCCGGUAUACACAGGAAUCUCGGCUCGCAUAUAUCGAGGGUGCGAUCCUUGGAUUUGGACGAGUGGCCCUUGGGGCACGUGAGUGUGAUGGUGACGAUGGGAAAUGCUCUAGCUAAUUCAAUAUGGGAAUCAGAUCUACGGGGGCACAUCAAGCCCAUAGCUACUUCAACGAGGGAAGAGAAAGAACGAUGGAUCCGCCUGAAGUACGAGCGGCGCGCGUUCCUGUCGAGCGAGCCGGCGGCGGGCGGCGCGGACGCGCUGCGGGCGGCGAGCGCGCGCGGCGCCGUGAGCACGCUGGCGCGCCUGCUGGCCGCGCCGCCGCCGCGCGCGCCCGCGCCGCACGAGCGCGCGCUCGCCCUGCGCGCCGCCGCCGCCGCCGGCCACCUGUCCGCCGCGCAGCUGCUCAUAUGGCACAACGGCAACCCGAACUUCCCGGACGCGGACGGCCACACGUGUGUGUUCUACGCCCGAGCGGCCGCGAACCACCUAUCGGGUAUACCCACCCAGUACCCGAAAAAUCUUCAAAUCACCUGCCCGCUCCACCCCAACCCCCCCACGAGUUCCGGAACCAAUUCGACUAGCUCCAGCUCGAGUACGAAGAGCACGAAGAUCCCGGAUCCCGAAUGUAAUUGUAUCAUAUUCGAGUUAUUGAACGCGCAGAGCGCUUCGAACGCACUGGUCGAGAUUUUGAUCGGCUUGCAGAACAACCAGUACAUGAGUAACGGGUUCGAUUCCUUCAGUCAGACGCUAGGCAGGCCUCUGGGACCUAACCUAUCACUAACCAAUGGCAAGUGUGGGAGCAUUGUGUAGUUAUCUUUAAUAUAAUUCUACGUUUUUGUAGUUCGUAUAGUUUCGGAUGUUGGAACUUGGUUUGAUAGCUGGUGACUCAAACGUAACAAGAAGUUCGAUGUGUUUCUAUACAUCAAAAUAAAUAUUGUUUUUUCGUGUACUAUAACCAUUUAAUCUAUUUGCGUAGUUAUCAUCGUUGUAAUUAAUACAAAGUUCAUUUUAAAUAUGCGGUUGUGUGAGAUUCAGAGAUUUUCAUUCAAUUGUAGGUAUCUCAAACUGUUUUCACAAUGAGCCACCAGAAUAUAAUGUAAUAAAAAACGUCGUAUUAAGUUUUUGAUAUCGAAUUCUAUAUGAAAUUCGACUGAUGUCUAAUAAUUCAUCAUACGUAGUUACCAAAAUCACCGAGUAUACACAUAGUAUUUGCAUAAAUAAUAGUAUAAAUGUAGCUUAAAAAAAGCUAUUAGUUUAUAAAGUAAUGUAAGGUUUUUUCUUACAGAGACACAGUGUUUUAUGUUCACUUUUUUUUUAUUAAUUAUUUAAUCGAUGUAGAUAAAGAAUA
Messenger RNA from Vanessa tameamea, 3713 nucleotides. RefSeq names its product centaurin-gamma-1A (gene CenG1A). The transcript is spliced from 15 exons. Lineage: Eukaryota; Metazoa; Arthropoda; Insecta; Lepidoptera; Nymphalidae. Bases 347 to 3175 code for a protein of 942 amino acids. Gene Ontology annotation, molecular function: GTPase activator activity; GTPase activity; GTP binding. The record is from RefSeq and is a predicted model, not a curated record. Gene Ontology annotation, biological process: activation of GTPase activity.